UUUGUGUGGUUAACUUUUUCUGUUUGCUAAACCGUUUUAGUUUUUACAAGUUGAGACCAUUAAUGUCGGAGGUUUUACAACAGGAUUUCACGGUCUAAUAUUGCGUUGGUUGAAAGUUGAUGUUUUUGGAAUUUCCUCGUUGAAAAGAUUUAAAGAUGAUUUUGUUGGAAACCGAGAACAGAGUGAUUUAUGAUACUUUGAAUUAUAAAUUCGAAGUCGCACAGUCAGGCGGGAAGCAAGAUUCAAUCGAAGUUACCGUCGCCGAUUUUGACGGAGCGGUUUACCAUUUGUCGAACCCUGACGGUGACAAAACGAAGAUUCGAGUAAGCAUCGGCCUCAAAUUUUACAAAGACUUGCAAGAUCAUGGCGCCGAUGAAUUGCUGAGACGUGAAUAUGGAGCUUAUUACCAAGCAACGGCGGAAGAUGGGUUCAGUGUCACGUUGGUGUACGAUCUCACUAGUGUGGCGAAAGAUUACAAACCAAUCGCAAAGAAAGCUUCGUUGUUGAAGAGAAAUUGCUUCGCGUCGGUUUUUGAGAAAUAUUUCGAAGCCCAAGCGAAAGGUGAGGUUGGUAAGAGGGCGGUGAUUCAUUACCGUGACGAUGAAACAAUGUACGUGGAAUCUAAGAAGGAUCGAGUUACCGUGAUCUUUAGCACGGUGUUUAAAGAUGAAUCCGACGUCACUUUCGGUAAAGUUUUCAUGCAAGAGUUCAAGGAGAGUCGUCGACGAAGUCAAACGGCCCCCCAGGUUCUUUACAACCAUAAGGAGCCACCUAUGGAGCUUAGUGGGUUGGAUGCCGCAGUUGGCGAUAAUAUCGGGUACGUUACGUUUGUGUUGUUCCCGAGACAUACUGGUCCCAAUGUACGCGACAACACAAUUGAUCUGAUUCAUACGUUCCGCAACUAUCUUCACUAUCACAUCAAGUGCAGCAAGGCGUACAUGCAUCAACGCAUGCGAGCCAAAACAUCUGAUUUCUUGAAGGUUUUGAACCGAGCUCGACCAGAGGAUAAAAACAAAGAGAAAAAGACGAUGUCCGGAAAGUCUUUCCAAGCUCGCUGAGUAUAUGAGGGGGGACGUGUUUCAAUCACAAGAAUAUUUGACGUCAAUCAAACAUAGAAACAUUAUACUCUCGCUGACACUCCAGAUUCGAAGAGAACAAAAUUGAAAUAAUUGAUCAGAAUAUUAACCCUUAUAAUCGUGUUAUAUCUUGCUAUUUAUCCAGUUGUUAAUAUUCUUGCAGUAAUACCACUGUUGAGGAUCAUAUAAAUGGAUUAUCGCAAUUGUGUUGUAAAUAUUCAAAUAUAAUGACGAUAUUACAC
Molecule: messenger RNA, 1318 nt
Organism: Ciona intestinalis (vase tunicate)
Lineage: Eukaryota; Metazoa; Chordata; Ascidiacea; Phlebobranchia; Cionidae
Product: actin-related protein 2/3 complex subunit 2-like
Biological process (GO): actin filament polymerization; Arp2/3 complex-mediated actin nucleation
Cellular component (GO): actin cytoskeleton; Arp2/3 protein complex
Molecular function (GO): structural constituent of cytoskeleton; actin filament binding
Source: RefSeq, a predicted model, not a curated record